Molecule: messenger RNA, 1102 nt
Organism: Thecamonas trahens ATCC 50062
Lineage: Eukaryota; Apusomonadida; Apusomonadidae
Product: brix domain-containing protein 1
Exons: 1
Coding region: 114-1088 (324 amino acids)
Biological process (GO): maturation of LSU-rRNA from tricistronic rRNA transcript (SSU-rRNA, 5.8S rRNA, LSU-rRNA); ribosomal large subunit assembly
Cellular component (GO): nucleolus
Molecular function (GO): rRNA binding
Source: RefSeq, a predicted model, not a curated record
CGACGGAGAAGCGGCGAGUUAGAGAAGGCGAACGAGCAGAUACAAGCCAGCCUUGCAGUUUCCAAGAGCUAGUGUAACGGACCAACAAGGAAGAGAUACACACGUAGCCAAGCAUGUCUAGCCGCCGACCCAACCGUCCCAAGACGCAGCGGGGCAAGCGUGCUCUCAAGGCCCGGGAGGCUAAGAUUGUGGAGGACUCCAAGAAGGCCCUGCUGCUGAAGGGGCCCAAGUGCUCGGCCGGUGUGACGCAGCUGCUCCGGGAGCUGCAUGCCAUGCGCCGGCCGCUCUCUGUCCUCUUCAACCGCAACAACUCGGUCCGUCCGUUUGAGGAUGAGGAGUCGAUCACGUACCUGACGGGCAAGAACGAGGCCGCCCUCUUUGCCCUCGGCACCUCGACCAAGCACAAGAAGAACCGGCUGAUCAUGGGUCGGACGUUUGAGAACCAGGUGCUGGACAUGAUCGAGUUUGAGGUCGUCAACUUUACCUCCAUGUCCGAGUUCAAGGGCAAGGCCAAGUCAUCCGUCGGCUCCAAGCCGCUCGUCCUCUUCCAGGGCGAGCGCUUUGAGACUGAUGACGUAUUUGUCGCCACAAAGUCGCUGCUCAUGGAGUUCUUCCUCGGCAACACAGAGCUGACAGAGCUUGAUCUUGCCGGCGUCGAGCAUGUGGUCAUCGUCUCGGCCAUGCCGGGCGACUUUAUCCACAUCGGCCACUACGCCAUCGAGCUCAAGAAGUCCGGCUCUCGCCUGCCGCGCGUCGAGCUUGUGGAGAUCGGGCCCGAGUUUGACCUGGUCAUGCACAGGACACACUUUGCUGAUGCCGCCCUCAUGAAGGACGCCAUGUUUGUGCCCAAGGACCUCCGCCCCAAGAAGGUCAAGAACGUCUCCCGCGAUGCCUUUGGCUCGGUCGUCGGCAACAUCCACAUGUCGCGCCAGGACCUCACCGAGGUCAACACCCGCAAGGUCAAGGGUCUCCGCCGCUCGCGCGACAAGGCCCUCGCCGCACAGGCUAUUGCCGAGGCUGCCGCCGAGGUCGAGCUCGAGGACGGCGGCGACGCCGGCCCUGCCCGCAAGCGCUCCCGCCGCUCCUAGCCGGUUCAUGGUAC